Messenger RNA from Phragmites australis (common reed), 1775 nucleotides. Its product is annotated as serine/threonine-protein kinase RIPK-like. The record is from RefSeq and is a predicted model, not a curated record. Bases 291 to 1574 code for a protein of 427 amino acids. The transcript has 4 exons. NCBI's taxonomy places the organism in Eukaryota, Viridiplantae, Streptophyta, Magnoliopsida, Poales, Poaceae. Gene Ontology annotation, molecular function: ATP binding; protein kinase activity. Gene Ontology annotation, biological process: protein phosphorylation.
UUAUCUAUUUUUACUGUGAAUCUUAAAGUAAAUAAACGGUAUUGAUAAUACGUGCAAGAAUUUUUCAAGACCCUCCCGUGGUGAGACAGGGCCGAGGCGCACUGUGGCGCUCGCGUCUAUAUAGCCCCUUCGCCCCGCGCGAUCGACCUCGCCAAGCCACACCACCACCGUCGCCCUCUCAGCUCGCGAAUCACGCAAACUCGCCGCGAAAACCCCGCGUGUUCACGAGCCUUUAUCUUUUUUACUCUUCCCUCGCGGCCGCGACGACGUGCCACUCAGCUAGGGGAGGGAUGAGGUCGAGGAAGACGACGGCGUCGGCGUGGAGGUCGCUGCUGGGCGGGUGCCUCGGCGGCAACGGCGGGGCGGGGGAGAAGCAGAGGAAGUUGCGGCCGGGCGGCGGGCGGCUGUCGUUCACGGACCUGAGCAGCGCGGCGGACCAGGACCUGUCGGUGUCGCUGGUGGGCUCCAACCUGCACGUGUUCAGCGUCGCUGAGCUGCGCGCGGCGACGCGCGGGUUCGACUCCGGCAACUUCCUGGGCGAGGGCGGGUUCGGGCCCGUGUACAAGGGCUUCGUCGACGAGGGCGUCAAGAAGGGGCUGAAGCCGCAGGCCAUCGCCGUCAAGCUCUGGGACCCCGAGGGUGCCCAGGGACACAAGGAGUGGCUGGCGGAGGUGAUCUUCCUGGGGCAGCUGCGGCACCCCAACCUGGUGAAGCUGCUCGGCUACUGCUGCGAGGACGAGCACCGCCUCCUCGUCUACGAGUACAUGGAGCACGGCAGCCUCGAGAACCACCUUUUCAAGCAGAUUCCUGCCGUGCUGCCGUGGUCAACCCGACUAAACAUCGCAGUAGGUGCCGCGAAGGGUUUGGCGUUCCUUCACGACGCAGAGAAGCCGGUGAUCUACCGUGACUUCAAGACCUCCAACAUCUUGCUCGACUUGGACUACAAGGCCGAGCUCUCAGACUUUGGUCUCGCCAAGGACGGCCCAGAGGGCGACGACACCCACGUCUCCACCCGCGUCAUGGGCACGCACGGCUACGCCGCGCCGGAGUACAUCAUGACCGGCCACCUCACGGCGAAGAGCGACGUGUACAGCUUCGGCGUGGUGCUCUUGGAGAUCCUAACGGGUCGGCGGUCGGUGGACAAGACGAGGCCCAACAGGCAGCAGAACCUGGUGGAGUACGCGCGGCCGUGCCUCAAGGACCCGCUCAGGCUGGCCCCGAUCAUGGACCCGGCGCUGGAGGGCCAGUACUCGGCGAGGGCGGCGCAGAAGGCCGCGCUGGUCGCGUACCAGUGCCUCAGCGGCAGCCCCAAGAACCGGCCGGACAUGUCCGCCGUCGUGGAGGCCCUGGAGCCGCUCCUCGGCUUCACGGACGAUGUGCCUGUCGCGGCCGUUGGGCCGGUGGUUCUCUUCGUUGCGGCGACGGAGGCAGCAGAGGAGAAGAAGGAGCGCGCUCCGAGGAAGGACAGCCGCCGGCGAAGGCCCAUGUCGCCGAAGGUGAGCCCCAGGAAGCGUGGCGCGGCUCAGAAGGAGGAGUUCUGGGUGUGGCAUCUGCCGGCCGAGCAGAAGGCGUGACACGUUCGUGCUUGUGCAAUUCUGCACGCAGCGUGCGUGCACAUAUGAGGUGGCGAGGCGCUAUUGGUUAGGAUCGUAUGCAUCCCUGUAAUUCUCUUCUCUUUUAUUAUUUUUCUUCUCAGUCUGUUGUUACAGUGAGAUGCAGAGUGUGGCUCAUAACUAGAGCAAAUUUCGUACCGGAAGCUUUCGUUUCUCUAGACU